AUGCAACCUAAAACUUUCGUUCACCAGCUCCAUUCAAUUCUUUUAGAACCGGAAGUGAACAAAUGGAUAUACUGGUCUUCGACGGAUAACGUGGUUUUCUUUCUCAAACCAUACGACCCUAAUUUUAGUACGCAAGUUUUGAAACGCUAUUUCAAACAUGGAAAUGUCAAUAGUUUCGUUCGUCAAUUGCACAUGUACGGGUUCCAUAAACUAUCACAUCCUUCCCCUGAACAAGCUUCCGCCAGCAAUGGCAACGCUAAGGAACUUGUUGAAUGGAAAUUUACUCACCCUUCUGGGUUCUUCUUCAAGGAGGCCAACGCCGGCAUCUUGAACAAGAUUCAAAGGAAGAGUACUGGUGUAGGAAAAGAUGGCAAGAGAAAAAAUAUUCUGUCUCCAAUAUCUGUCAGUUAUGUUGAUGCUUCAAGAUUAAAUGUACUCUCCCAGCAAUCCGUGGCCGCAACCUCAAGAGACCCCCGGAACGUGUUCGUGGGCAAUACCCCUCUUAAUCACUCAUUAUCGCAGAGCCCACAGCAUAUCAAUUUACAGCAGCCACAGCCACAGAAUAGCGGGCCCUAUCUCAUAUCUUCGCUACCUCCCCAGCAACCCACGGUCAAUAUAAUGCGAAGGCAAAGUAUCUCCGCAAGAAUGAUGAACUCUUACGAUUAUCCUAAUCAAUUUUCCGUCCAAGAUGGUAUAGUACAACCACAGCAGCCCCAGCAAGUGAUUUCUUCGCAAGCAUUAUCUGGCCCACCUAUGAAGAAAUCGCGAACACUAUCGUCAGCAGAUGAUCUAAAGGCAGCGUCUUUGCCCAUCGUCAAUUACCCAAUGCCAUAUCACCCGGGAUCUUUCACACAACAGCAGCUUCCUACUAUCCCGCCAUAUUCGUCCUAUUCUACCCCAUUCCCUUCGAUAAUGAACUCUCUUUCUAAUUCUGCUUCUAAUUCACCCUCUUCGGGAGUUUGUAACAAUAAUGUAACACUACCCCAAAAAAAUGAUGUAAGUGAAAGGCAAGCAAUGGAUGCCCAUAUACAAACGCUGAAGAACUCUCUUUCUACAAUCACCGAUCUGGUAGAAAAACAUAUUAUUGGCCCACAUCAAGAUAACGGCAAAACUCAGACAAGUGAUGCCUUGAAGAAAGAUCUUCGAACGAGCUUGUCCCUUCUACAGAAUUCUAAAGAGGAGGUAUCACAACUAGAAAAUAAAUGGAUAUCCAUACAAUCCUUGAAAACAACUCCUUUACCCUUGCAAGAAACUACAAAUACAUCCUCAGUCCUAACUCCUAUGACCUCCAGCAUCACUCCUAAAAGUAUGCCCAUUAUCACCAGAGGUGAAAUCGUGAACAAACCAACAUCUUUCUGA
Messenger RNA from Saccharomyces kudriavzevii IFO 1802, 1359 nucleotides. RefSeq names its product Mga1p (gene MGA1). The transcript has a single exon. The coding region runs from base 1 to 1359 and encodes 452 amino acids. Gene Ontology annotation, biological process: regulation of DNA-templated transcription. Gene Ontology annotation, molecular function: DNA-binding transcription factor activity; sequence-specific DNA binding. NCBI's taxonomy places the organism in Eukaryota, Fungi, Ascomycota, Saccharomycetes, Saccharomycetales, Saccharomycetaceae. The record is from RefSeq and is a predicted model, not a curated record.